AGUGACUCACUCACUUCAGAUACAGGAUAGGACGCUCUGCUGCGGUGCCGUCCACCCCCAAACUCGCUCAACAAGCCAGUGAUUGUUUCGCCACUGAUACCAACGUGUGUAGGAUUAUUGGGCGUGGGUAAUAACUUGCAGGAAUAAGGAAACAACGCAAUAAGCAAUAAAAAAAGACAAACAAAUAUGGCAACUGUGAAUGGCUAUAGUCACCAGAUACUAAAUGGCCACAGUCACCAGAAGGCAUCAAUAAAUGUCCACAUGCAGCAGCUAAUAGACAGCCACUGUCCACAAAUAGCAUCAAUAAAUGGCCACAGCCAACAGAAGGUAUCAAGAAAUGGCCACAGUAAAAAAAGUGAAAAGACUGUGGUCACCUUGGCUCCCAGUCCCUCCAGUGCACUAGCAUGUCAGGGCAAGAAGGAGCCUCAGAUCCUGACACUGUACCCCUCUAGUACACACACUCAGACUGCCAAUACCACAGCCACUCAACACAAGACUUUGCUCUCUCCCGACACGGAAUACAGCGGCAAGAAGGAGAGCACUGCCACACCUUGGAAGGAUACCAUGCUGAAGAAGCUGGAGGGGCAGAAGUCUGGCCAGACGCUGCUGUGGCUGCCGGGGAGUGGGCGGCAUGUCAGUGAGGGGCCCGACUCCUACCAGCCCUUCACCCACAUCACUCGCACGCUGCACCUGGAGGAUGCCCUCAAGGUGUGCACUAGCUGGCGCAUCCCACCCAAGAACAUCAUCACUUUCAGCAGCAUUGACUCCCGCUGCCUGCCGGCCAACCACCCCUGUAGGGCGCUGCAGGUGUUGUGGUUCAGCACCAGCAUGUCUGAGGUGGAGGAGGAUGAGCACGACUGGUAUGGCAAUGUGGAGUUUGCCGUGAGUGCAUCUCUCCUGCUGGAGCGAUGGAAGUAUUGCUUCCUAGUGGAGAUGAUGACCACUCCUACACACACCACCUCCCGCAUCCUUCUCUCCAACACCGACUUCUCCAGCGUGCUGCGGCCCUACAGCCCCUUCCGUGCUGGUGGACCAUGGCAGGUGACCCCUGAGGGCCAGCUGGCGCUGCACAAGUGUUCUCGCUACCAGUUCCGGGGGUACAACCGCCACCCUCACAUCCUUGAGUUCCUCUUGGAUGUGACUGAGGAGGAUGAGAAGAAGAUGCUUCAAGAGUGCCAGCUGUCCUUCAAGAACCAUGAGGAGGCGCAGGACUUGUCUGUGCGUCAUGUGUGCAACAGACACCAGCGUGCCAAGACAUCCUGCCCCUCGCCCUUCCCUCGCACUACCACUGCCACCAUGUUCACUGCUCAGCUCCAGAUGAUGAACUGUCCCCUUGGCAAGAUCCCCAAGCUGUCCAGCAGUGCCAGACAGCUAUAUGAUAAGGCCGUGCAGGAGCUGGGCAUCCAGACAUCUGUGGCGUGUGCUGCACCUGUGCCCAGUGCCUUGUGUGUUGACAGUCUGUAUUCUCAUUAAAAUUAACAUCAAAGCACUUCUUUGUCUUGGCUCUCAUGGAUCAUCAGGUGUUUUUCAGGUGUUAGAUUCUCAUCUAUAAGUGUCAUCAUCAUAUCAUCAUUAAAUGAGUAAUAAUUUUUAGUUCUCAAUGUACAGUCACACCAAAAAAUCGAAUUAAAUACUUUGUAAAAUCUGAUACAAUUUUAUUAGUUAAAUGUAUGUUUAUUUUCAUCACAAAAGUUUUUUCAUAUUUUAUUUUUAUAUGAAAUGUAUAAUUACCGGAGGAAAUGUUAUGCAGGGAACAGACUGUGGGACUGUUUUAUGAAAAGCUUGGCCAAGGAAAGAUUUUCCACACACCCUUUCAUAUUUUUCAUGUUGAACAAUGACAUACACUGUGGUGAAGACAGAUGAGUGGACCUCACCGCCAUGUUUUUAAUUGUUUCACACAGGUCCUUCCCUCACAUCACAGCAUUGCAACAUCCUCUGUAGCUAUUGUGCUUGUGGAAAGUUAAGAUUUGUUAUUCCAAAGUUAUAUAUGUACAUUAUUUAGGUAAUAUUUUUGCAUGCCCUUGUCCAGUUUACUCCUCAGGAUGUGGUAGGUACAUGCAAUCCCUGACAUUUACACACACACACACACACACACACACACACACACACA
Portunus trituberculatus (swimming crab) is the source of this 2110-nucleotide messenger RNA. RefSeq lists its product as uncharacterized. Lineage: Eukaryota; Metazoa; Arthropoda; Malacostraca; Decapoda; Portunidae. The coding region runs from base 187 to 1473 and encodes 428 amino acids. The record is from RefSeq and is a predicted model, not a curated record. The transcript has 3 exons.